Molecule: messenger RNA, 744 nt
Organism: Clavispora lusitaniae ATCC 42720
Lineage: Eukaryota; Fungi; Ascomycota; Pichiomycetes; Serinales; Metschnikowiaceae
Gene: HEM13
Product: coproporphyrinogen oxidase
Cellular component (GO): cytoplasm
Molecular function (GO): coproporphyrinogen oxidase activity
Source: RefSeq, a predicted model, not a curated record
AUGACUAACAUCCACGACACCUCUCGCCCUAUCCGCGAGCGUAUGGAGGCCUUGAUCAGAUUGAAACAAAAGGAAAUCACCGACGGCCUUGCUGCAUUGGACACCAAAUCUUUUCACACUGACUGCUGGACCAGAGGUGAGAACGGCGGCGGAGGUCAGUCGAUGGUUUUGCAAGAAGGAACUACUUUCGAGAAAGGUGGUGUCAACAUUUCGGUUGUGCACGGCACCUUGCCUCCUCAGGCUGUAUCGAGAAUGAGAGCAGAUCACAAGAAUUUGAAGGGAAGCGCCGACGGUUCUGUGGGUUUCUUCGCCUGCGGUUUGUCCAUGGUGAUCCACCCACAUAACCCACACGCCCCAACCACUCACUUGAACUAUAGAUACUUUGAAACAAUCGACCCAGAGACCAAAGAGGUUGCCGCAUGGUGGUUUGGAGGUGGAUGCGAUUUGACACCUUCUUACUUGUACGAAGAAGAUGCUCGCCAUUUCCACCAGGUGCACAAGGAUGCUUUAGACAAGUACGACACUAAGUUGUACCCAGAAUGGAAGAAAUGGUGCGACAACUACUUCUACAUUCAACACAGAAACGAGACCCGUGGUGUGGGUGGCAUCUUUUUUGAUGAUUUCGACAGCAAAUCCCCAGACGAAAUCUUGCACAUUGUGGAGGCGUGCUUUGAUGCGUUCUUGCCUUCGUAUAUCCCAUUGGUGGAGAAGCGUAAGGACCAAGAAUUUACCGAGGAACAAAAG